Messenger RNA from Hibiscus syriacus, 1613 nucleotides. Its product is annotated as probable helicase MAGATAMA 3. The transcript has 11 exons. Lineage: Eukaryota; Viridiplantae; Streptophyta; Magnoliopsida; Malvales; Malvaceae. Gene Ontology annotation, molecular function: helicase activity. The record is from RefSeq and is a predicted model, not a curated record. Bases 17 to 1015 code for a protein of 332 amino acids.
UAAUAGAAAAUCUGUUAUGCUAGCUGGCCUAUCCUUGCUAACCAAUUUUGUUAUCUCCACAGGAUUUGGGCUUUACUGGGCCACCCAUGCUUCAUCUGUAUCUAUUGGACCAAGCAUAUUGAUCUGCUGGUUUGGUGCUUUAAUAUUUCCCGUGCGCCUCACGUGCUCCCCUCUCAGGGGUGGAUUGCUUGAACUAAAGUGUGGACCAGAACUACCCAUCGAAGAAAAAUACAAACAUUGGGGACGAGCUUCUCCAUGGUUAAUGAGUGGCAAUCCCAGGGAUCUUAUCAUGCCUAUUGACGGUGAUGAUGGUUUCUUUCCCACCUCUGGAAAUGAGAUGAAACCAGAAGUUGUUAAUUCCAGUCGGAAAUACCGGUUAAGGGUGCUGGUAUGUGCACCGUCGAAUUCUGCUCUUGAUGAGAUUAUUUUUCGCCUUUUAAAAACUGGUGUUCGUGACGAAAAUGUCCGUGCAUAUACUCCUAAAAUUGUUCGCAUUGGUCUUAAACCGCAUCAUUCCGUAGAGGCAGUCUCUCAAAGAUGCUGUGAAUACUUGGUACUAUUUUCUUCAUCUAACAGUUCCUUGAAAGGAUGUAACUAUCAAAUAGGUGAUCCAGUUCAAUUACCAGCUACUGUAAUUUCGCCUGUUGCUGAGAAACUUGGCUAUGGCACAAGCUUGUUCAAGAGAUUUCAGAGGGCUGGUUAUCCUGUAAAGAUGCUUAAGACCCAGUAUCGUAUGCAUCCUGAGAUAAGAAGCUUCCCUUCAAAGGAGUUCUAUGAUGAAGCAUUAGAAGAUGGAUCAGAUGUUCAAGAUCAAACUACUCGUGAAUGGCACAAAUACCGCUAUUUUGGACCAUUUUGCUUUUUCGAUAUACAUGAAGGGAAAGAAUCACAACCCUCCGGAAGUGGGUCCUGGGUAAAUACUGAUGAGAUUGAGUUUGUUCUUGCCAUGUAUAAUAAGUUGAUAACCAUGUACCCAGCACUUAAGCUCUCAAUUUGCAAUUAUAAGCCCUUAUAGACAUCAAGUCAAGCUUUUACAAGAGAAAUUUCAGGAAAUGUUUGGGGUUGAGUCAAAAAAGGUUGCGGAUAUCGGUACCAUUGACGGUUUCCAGGGACGGGAAAAGGAUGUAAUAUUUUCUUGUGUUAGGGCGAGCAAAGAUAGAGGCAUAGGCUUUGUGGCUGAUUUUCGGCGAAUGAACGUCGGGAUCACCCGAGCAAAGUCUUCUGUACUGGUUGUAGGUUCAGCAUCAACACUGAAGAGGGAUGAGCAUUGGAGCAACCUAGUAGAAAGUGCCGAGAAGCGAGACUGUCUCUUUAAGGUAGGGAAGCCAUAUGCAUCAUUCUUGAAUGAUGAAUAUCUGGAGUCGAUGAAGGCUGUUACCAAGGAUGCACAAAUGGUGGAUGAAAUGGACAAUGAGGAAACUAAUGUGCCCUACAAUGCGGGUGGAGAUGCCGAUCAAGCACCGGUGGAAGACAAUGACUAUGGAGAAGGAUACGGAGAUGGAGACGUGGGGGGUAUGAUGAUGACUAAACACAAUUUUCAGAAAAAAAUGGUAAAAGUUUUGUUGACCCAUAGAAAUUUAAAUCAGAGACUGUUAUUUAAUUGUUAUACAAGG